AUGUCCUCCAUCGAUCCAGUCGUGCGUACAACCCUUCUCAAGCAUCCCGACGCCUAUCGUGAUAUCUUGAUAUCCUUGUUGUGCCUUGUCGAAAUGGUCGUCAUUGACGGCAAGGGACACCUCCUUGGUCGCCUGGCCAGCACUGUUGCUAAGCAGCUGCUCAACGGCCAAAAGAUCGUCGUUGUGAGAUGUGAAGCCCUCAACAUCUCCGGCGAGUUCUUCCGCGCGAAGCCGCAAUGUGAUGGAGAGAAGGACGAACAGGGAAUUUCCACGCGCAAAACUGGAGGACAUCGCACCUUUUUGGAGUUACAGAUGGCUAACUUAGGUUUCUGGGAUAUAGUCAAGUACCACGCCUACCUUCGCAAGAUGACUCGUUACAACCCUACUCGCGGUGGUCCCUUCCACUUCCGUGCUCCCUCUCGUAUCUUCUACAAGGCCGUCCGUGGAAUGAUCCCCCACAAGACCGCCCGUGGCACCGCUGCCAUGGAGAGGCUGAAGGUCUUCGAGGGUGUUCCCCCUCCCUAUGACAAGAAGAAGCGCGUCGUCGUUCCCCAGGCUCUGCGUGUCCUCCGACUCCGCCCUGGCCGCAAGUACUGCACCGUGGGCAGACUGAGCCACGAGGUUGGCUGGAAGUACCAGGACGUCGUCGCAAGACUCGAGGAGCGCAGAAAGGUUAAGAGCAGUGCAUACUACGAGCGCAAGAAGGCCGCUCGCCGUCAACUGGUGCACGCCCAGAAGUCGGCGGUCGUUAGCGAGAAGACCAAGAGCCAGCUUGCUCAGUACGGAUUCUAG
Aspergillus tanneri is the source of this 792-nucleotide messenger RNA. It is a transcript of the gene RPL16B, whose product is annotated as 60S ribosomal uL13 domain-containing protein. Gene Ontology annotation, cellular component: ribosome; cytosolic large ribosomal subunit. The record is from RefSeq and is a predicted model, not a curated record. The transcript has 5 exons. Lineage: Eukaryota; Fungi; Ascomycota; Eurotiomycetes; Eurotiales; Aspergillaceae. Gene Ontology annotation, molecular function: structural constituent of ribosome; mRNA binding. The coding region runs from base 1 to 792 and encodes 263 amino acids. Gene Ontology annotation, biological process: negative regulation of translation; translation.